Messenger RNA from Stylonychia lemnae, 222 nucleotides. Lineage: Eukaryota; Ciliophora; Spirotrichea; Sporadotrichida; Oxytrichidae. The record is from the annotation of a GenBank genome assembly.
AUGAAGACCGCUUACGAGAGAUGGAUUGAAGCUAAUCACAAUCUUAACAAGUGCUUUGAGUCUGUUUCAAACGAUCAAUACAGUACCCUUUCAAAGUUGGAACAAGAUUCACUCUGCCACUCUGAGAGACAAGAGGUUGCCAACUUCCUCACCACAAACUAAAUCACCUUUGCUAACCUAUUAAAGGAGAGAUUAGAAAUCGUCAACCAUGCCCAACACUGA